Cucurbita pepo subsp. pepo (vegetable marrow) is the source of this 1617-nucleotide messenger RNA. RefSeq names its product phenolic glucoside malonyltransferase 1. The record is from RefSeq and is a predicted model, not a curated record. Lineage: Eukaryota; Viridiplantae; Streptophyta; Magnoliopsida; Cucurbitales; Cucurbitaceae.
GGAGAGUACAUGGAGACCUCUCAAAAGCUAAGAGUUCCCAUGGAUCAUAAUGAAUCUGUGAAGAUAAUUGAGGUCUCUAAGGUAACUCCUUCAGCACAAGAAUCAACCGUUCCCAAGUCUCUUCCUCUCACCUUUUUCGACCUCAUAUGGCUCAGAUUCCAUCCAAUUCAACGCCUUUUCUUCUACGAACUAUCUUCCACUGAGCUCUCAUUCCUAGACGCCAUUCUUCCAAACCUCAAAGCCUCUCUCGCUCUCGCUCUCCGCUACUAUCUUCCUGUUGCUGGCAGCCUCGUUUGGCCCCAACAUUAUGCGGUGCCCGCCGUUGAGUUUGUUGAAGGCGAUGGCGUAGUGCUCACUGUGGCCGAGUCCGACGCUGAUUUUUACCAUCUUGCUGGAAAUGGGUUUCGUGAAAUUGAAGCAUAUCAUCCACUUGUCCCUCAAUUGGCUGUGUCCGAUGAUCGUGCUGCAGUGAUAGCUCUCCAACUCACUUUGUUUCCAAAUAAAGGGUUUUCCAUUGGAAUAACAAACCACCAUGCGGUUCUAGAUGGAAGAACUUCUACUUCAUUUGUCAAGUUGUGGGCUCAUCUUUGUAAUCUUCUUGUCACUUCAGGAUCCUCCAUUCCAACAACCGACGAAUUCAUGCCCUUCUACGACAGGUCAGCUAUCAACGAUCCGAAGGGUCUCACGGGGAUUUACGCAAAUGCAUGGCUAAACUACGAAGGACCCAACAAUAGGAGCUUGAAGCUAAAGAUACCCAACACUCGACCUGGGUUAAUUCGAUGCACUCUCAAGUUUACCCAUCAAGACAUGCAAAAACUAAAGCAAUGGGUUAUAAAGGAGAGGCAAAAUUCUCAUAUUUCUUCCUUUGCAUUGACAACUGCUUAUCUCUGUGUAUGCAUAGCCAAGUCCAAUGGCACAAGAGAAGGAAACUUAGCGUUUGGAUUCCCUGCCGACGCUAGAUCUCGUUUAAAACCUCCACUGCCUUCUAAUUACUUUGGUAACUGUGUAUCUGUUCGUGGCGUUUUCAUUGAAAGAACAGAGCUUUUGGGUGAAAAAGGAAUAGUUGUGGGUAGCAAGGCAAUUUCAGAGGCUGUUAAAAGCUUGGAAGAAGGAGCUCUAGAUAGGGCAGAACGUUGGUGCAAAUUCAUGAUUGCUUCAAUCGGUAAUGAUUCGGGUGAAAAAAUGAUUACAGUUGGUGGGUCGCCAAAGUUCGAAGUUUACAGUGCAGAUUUUGGGUGGGGAAAGCCGAGGAAGGUGGAAUUGGUGUCUUCUGAGUCACCAACGACAGUGUCUUUAACAGACAGCGCAGAUGGCGAUGGGGGCAUAGAAAUUGGAGUGGUUAAGGAGAGAGAUGAAUUGGAAGGCUUUGUUGCUCUGUUUGUUAAAGGUCUUGAAUCCUAUUUCGAAGCGCAGGAUUCACCAAGCUGUUAGUUCGUCAACUUUUCAUUGUCUUUAGACUUUAUUUGAUAUCAUUUUAAGAUUCCAAAUCGUUGGUUGUCGGCCACAAAUAUUGAAAAAUGAAGCAUAGUCAUGUGGGUGUUUCCUUAAAGUAACGAACAAACAUAUUAGUUGACAACAAUUGGAUUGUCCUAUAUUAAAUAAAUGAUGAAUUGCAAC